UCGUAGGAGCCGACUUCUCCUUGAAAGCGUCCCCGUUUCCUAUUUCUGCGGAGUUGCGGAGUGACUGUUCCCGGCCCACAGCCCGGCCGGGCCCCGAGCCCACGCUCCGUGCCCAUGCCCCUGGGGGCCGCCGCACCCCGGGGCCGGCAGCGGGGCCGGCGGCGGCGCCCGGAGCUCCGCGCCCAUGGGCAGCGGCGGCCAGCGCGGCGGCUCCGCGGGGCGCGGCACGGCCCGCAGCGCCAAAGGUCUAUUCUCAAACAUCUGGCUAUGGCGAGCUGUCGCUGGAGUUCUUACUGCUGCUGUCAUUUUCAUUUUAUGUAUUCAGUUUGUAAACCCUUCUCUGGCCAAAGACUGUCCUGUGUGCCCUCCCCUGGACCUGUGUCCACCAGGCUGGCUGUACUUCCAGAGGAAGUGUUACUACCUCUCAGAGCCUGAAGCCACCUGGAACUCCAGCCAGAGCAACUGCUCUUCCCACAACGCUUCCCUCCUGGUCAUCGAAAAUCAUCAGGAGCUGAGCUUUAUCAUGAAGAUCACAAAGCAAGACCCAUGGAUUGGACUCUAUAAAAGAGAUGAAGAGUUCUUUUGGGUAAAUGGAAAAGCAUUAGACAAUGAACUGUUUGAAGUAAAAGGCUCUGGAAGAUGUGCCUAUCUGGAGUCCAAAGGAGUUUCAGCCUCAGGAUGUUAUUUAACCAGGAAAUGGGUCUGUAGCUUGAGUAUCAACUCAGCACAAUAAAGUGGGCCAAGCCACCACCCCUGACACUCAGAGCUCUGAUAUGAUGCCUACACAGGCUAUGUCUGUGCUUUGGGACCCAGGAAUGUGUCCCAGCCCCUACCUGGAGCUGAAUGACUUUUCUGGUAGCCAGAAUUCUUCACCCAUGGAUGAAGGCUUUAAAGAUACAAUUUAAAAGAAUCUCUUCAGCACGUUGAUAAUUCAUUUCCUUGCCCCAUUUUUCCAGCUGUACUGCCCAGUUUCUUUUUGUUGGGCCAUCAGUAUUUCUUCCAUUUACUCUUCCCUUGUAGGAGCAGCUGCUCUUUCUUUCCCUUUUGGGUGUGCAGUUGGAGGGGUUUGUUCUGCUUUUCCUUUCGCCAGGCUCUGUGCAGGGAUGGGUGGUGAAGUGGAGGAGUGCCAGUGCCUCCUGGAUGCACGGUAAUGCAGAAGUGAACACUGUUGUUUUAGACAGGAUCACAGCAGAUUCCUCUCUCCAUGGUUGAUGGGAUGCACCUUGCAUUGUAUUCCAUGUUUUGUUAAUGUUAUGUUACAUUAAUCUUGUUAAAUCAUGCUGAUAAUGCUGUCAAACUAAUUUAUGUAGCUGCACUGCACCUGAAGUUACCCUCACAACACUUUCUUUAGCCAAAAAAAGGUCACAAUAGAUAAGAAUGCUUAUUUACCUGAGCAUCUGCAUGAUGGGGAGAGAGAAGAGUUGGAACUGAAAGAGUGAUGGUGAAGCUGCAGGCAUUAAUGUACAAAGGUAGAAACAGUCCUCAGUGCAAGGAGGCAAAACCAGGAAAAGAUAAUGAGAGAAUUAACAGCAAGGGAUGGUUCUCUGUGUUUUCCUCAUGCCCUGUGCCUGUCACAAUGUGAGGCUUCUGAGCAAGGGGGACAUUUCCAGAUGGACAGUCAGUGUUUCCUUGUGUAGGUGACAUUCUCAGCAGCAGCCUCCAGUGCUCCUGGAUUGCUGGGAGCCUGAACAGAAUUAGGGCACAAUCCCUCUGAUUGUCUGAGUCCCACUCAUAUCUAGCAGGUUAUCCAAAGAUUGAAAGUGUCAUUUGACCCAGAGGAAGUAUUCCUGGAAGGAAUAUAACUAUCAAGUUUCUAAAACAGGAAGAAUGGGAAGUUCACCUUUAUUAUUCUCUGUGACAGAAGGACUUGACUGUAGCAGGACCAUGUACACGGAUACUUGUAGGAGAAGGGGGUACAGGGACCUUGCCCCUGAUAAAUAACAGCUGUGUUAAUUACCCAAUUCCAAUAAAGAUAAGUGUGAUAAAAGGCAGUGGGUUAGCUGCUGAGGGGAGGAUCAUGAAGGAGGAGGAACCUUGAAGAAGGGGGAACAUGAGGAUAAUGAAGAAGAAGGAUUCUGAGGAGAGAGAAUCACUGCUCUGAGGUCAGUCUGGGUCUGCAGUUAGAGCCUGUUGUUGGAACCUGCAGUCACAGUCUAUCUAGGUAAAAGCCUGCAUUCAGGAUCUGCAAACUGAUACCUGCAGUCAGAGUUUAGCAGGAAAUAACCAGCAGUCAGAGGCUGCAAGGGAAACCUACAGUAGGAGCUUGCUGCAGCCAGAGGCAGUGAAUAGUUGGAGUCAGGAUGGCUGAGCUGUAAAGAGGAAUAAACCAGGACCCUUUUCAUGCUGUGAUAAACAAGAAGUCUGUCCCUUGGCUCAUUUCUACUCUCUAACAAGAGGGCUGCUGCAGCAGAUACUGUUAGCAACUUGUGACUUUCAGAUGUUUGUUGCCAUGAGCUUUUUCCUGUGUGUCAAGUGCUCAUAUUGAAAGAGAAUGUGCAGCUUCUCUCACGCCUGUUAAUGUAAACAUUGGCCAUGUUUUGCUGUCUUUCCUUGUUUACAUAUUUCUAGAUGGGAGGAGGAAAGGUAACGGACAGUUAGUUGGGCCAGUGGGAUUGAAAAGUGGGAAUUUAAUCCUCCAAUGGAUGGACAUUAUAGUAGGUGUAUAUAAGUUUCUUUUGUAAAUAAACUGGAGGAGUUCCUGCCUCCUGCUUGGAUCUGUUCACAACCCAGAAAAUGUCUCCUGAGUUCCUCUCUUAUCAUCAGGAUCAGCUGCGGCAGAUGUUUAUUAAAUAUAAUCACUAAUUUUGCUGGAUUACACUUUUCUUAAUUGCAUAUAUUCUUUAUAGGUACAGUAACAGGACUCUACAGUAUGAAAAGUCUAAUUAUCUAUUAAUUUAUAUAUUGGGGGAGUGUGUUACACUGCAGUGUUUUUAAAUGUACCUGGUUCUGAAGGAAAUGGUAUGUGCAAUACUCCUGAAAAGAUACUUAAUAAAUAUCUUUACAGAGCCUCUGAA
Messenger RNA from Prinia subflava (tawny-flanked prinia), 3014 nucleotides. Its product is annotated as C-type lectin domain family 2 member L-like. NCBI's taxonomy places the organism in Eukaryota, Metazoa, Chordata, Aves, Passeriformes, Cisticolidae. Bases 185 to 733 code for a protein of 182 amino acids. The transcript has 5 exons. The record is from RefSeq and is a predicted model, not a curated record.